AUGACCGACAGUGAAACGGCGAGCGGAGUGUUUUUGGUCUCAGCAGUAGGUCAAAUCGAAAAAGCCCACUUCCCAAACUUCGACAACAUGUACUGCAAAUAUGUCUUCGUUUGUGGACCUGACUGGGAAAUUGUCACUGUAAGUGUUGCACUUCGAAUACCGAUUCGGGGUCGAUAUUCAAACGAUAAUCCAUGAUUGUGCAUUAUAAAAAUAGGGCAUAGAAGAAGGGAUAUCACAAAUCGCCCAAAAAAGUCAAGAUGAAAGACAAUUAGUUGUAUGGAACUUUCCAUUAGAUGUUUCUUUUAAGAGUACUAAUCCCCAUGGAUGUACGGUUCGAACAUUUGGUUUAAACAAUACUCUAUUGCACUGUAUUGAUUUUCGUUUAUCUCUUUUUAUCUGACACAAUAAUAUUAUUUCUUUUGUUUAUUUUAUUGUUUAUCCAUGAUAUAUUGCACUCAGUACCAAAAAUAUUUGAACACUGAUUAAUUGUAGUUAUACAAAACCUAUUUUGUAGGUAGUUAUAGUUCAUGGUUUUAUUAUUGUAAUGUUUACUAAAAAAAUAAUGAAUCCGUAAUGUUAAUAAAAAAAAUCGAAGCACUUGUGGAAUAGUUGUUAAUUUAUUUCUGUCAAAAAAUAUUCAACAAUGUUUAAUUGUAUUUAUUAAGUUUUAUUUAAAAAGGUUAAUCAUAGUUUCAUGUAUACUUGUAUUUUCAGGGCCACAACUAAUCGUAAGCGUAUAUGGAUUGGAUACUUUUGGAAACGAUGUCGUGAGAGGCUAUGGCGUGUGCCAUUUACCAUUGGUUAACGGACAGUCUUCCCAAAAGUUAGUUAUUUAAAUUUAGACAAUGAACAUUUCAUAGAGGGAUACUGUUUUAGUGAGUGACAGUAAAAUGAUUUUAGAAUAAUGUGAGGGGCGCCUCCAAGUUAAAACCUAGAAAAUUAGGGUGACCUGGAUCUCUUCCCCGAUGAUGCUGAAUUUUUAACAAUUAUUUAAUUCAUUUUUUUUUUUUAAUGUAAAGAUAAUAUAAUAGUUGUGUAUAUGUGAAGUAAACAAAGGUGACCAGGCCACUCAAAUUUUAUAGGAGUACUUUUUGGUUAUUGCAACUACCGAUGAUUUUCCGGUAUCGCAACUACGUAUAUUUAUACGUUAUUCUGGAAAUCUGUAAAAUAGUGUCAACAACAACUUAAUAUUUGUGAUAAUAUACAGCAGUACAGUCAAUUGGAAUAUUUAUAUGCGUGAAUUGUGUGUGUUAAGAUUGAAAAAUUUAAAUGAAAAAAUUGUUGAAAUUGACGAAAGUCUUUUUACAAAACGUAAAAACAACGCUGGACAAAUUUUACCUCACCAAUGGAUUUUUGGAGGCCUUUGUAAAGAAAUAAAAGAAUGCUUUUAAUCUAGGUCAAAGAUAGGACUGCAUCUACACUAUUAGAUGUAAAUUAAAAUAAUAUUAAAGUAGGUACAACCAUCUAUUCUGAUUAUUAGCAUGGUUAUAAAACAAGAUUUAGAAAAGGCGGGUUUCAACUUUCAAUCACCAAACAGUUGUGGGGAUCAGCUAAAUGGCGAUACAAAAAACAAAGGAGAACAUUUUGUCAGCAUGUUUAUUUAUAGCUAUUUGGUAGAGUUUAUGUGGCGUCAAGCUCUUCAUACAGAUGAUCUCUUAGUUGAUUUAUUAAUCAACAAUCACAACAUUUUCCACCUUGUUUAAAUUAUUAAUUUUAUCAAUUAUAUAGAAUUUUAUUUUUAUAUUCAAAUCGAUAUUAUAAUAUUUUUUAACUAUUGUUGGUAGUUGCGAUAACGAAAUUGUGAUACCGUAGUUGUGAUAACCAAAAAGUACCUUUUUAAGUUAAAACUUUAAUCAUUGGUAGAUAAACUUGAAUUUUAAUUAUGUAUAAGCCGGGGUGGCCAAAUGAUUGAUCACAAUUGACCGGUAGACCACAGACAAUUUAAAUGUCUAUCUCCUUUUUGUGAGAAUUUGUUGUUUUUAUGUAAUUUCUAGAUAAAUCUUAAUUGCUGAUAAUUUUUAUCUUAAUAUAUUAUCAUUAUUUUGUUGUAAAUUUAUCAAGUAAUACAAUUCAACAGUGUUUAUACUGGUAAUUUAUUUACUAUUAUAUUAUAUUAGUCUUAAUCAUAGUGUGAUGUAAAACAUUAUUUAAUUAUGUAUUUUAGGUUUAUUAUUUGUAUAUGUAUGUUUAUUAUUAAUACCUAUGACAUAAUUUAUAAUUAUACUUUAUUGUUAGAAAGUCGAUCCUCAAAGGGAAAAUAUAAUAUUAGUAGAUCUAUACCAAAAUAAAUUUGGCCACCACUGGUAUAAGCCAUAUAAUUUUAUUUAAACAAGGUUUUUAUUCUUGUUUAAAAUUAAUUUUUAUAAAUCGUGUUUAUAAAAAUCUACAAUUAUAUAUAUUAAUUUUAUAAUUGGUUUUGUCAAAUUAUUUUGGCCUGUAUUAAUAAUGUUGUUUCUAGUACUUAAAGUAAUGAUUAUAAUUUACAGGAUCACAAUGUUUGUCCCUGAAUCCAGUUCAAUGUUACAAAAAAUGACUUCGUGGUUAACUGGUAGAAGACCCGAGUAUGUGGAUGCACGGUUACUAGCUAGAGGUGAUGGCAGAGAAGGUAGAAAUAUAUAAGACUUAAAUAUUUUUUUCUUCCGAUUGUAUACAUAUCAAAAUAAAUUCUUAUCCUUAUUUAAUAUUAUAGUGACAAGAGUCAGAAGUCAAGGAUGCGUUUGGGUAAAUUUUAAUGUUAUAUUCAAAGAUUUUCAUCAGUAUGGCUUUGAAAAUGGAAAUUGA
This is a messenger RNA of Cinara cedri, 2781 nucleotides long. NCBI's taxonomy places the organism in Eukaryota, Metazoa, Arthropoda, Insecta, Hemiptera, Aphididae. The record is from the annotation of a GenBank genome assembly.